AUGUCAAUCGUGGAUUUAAUUUGUCGUUUAGUUGCGAGAAUAUAUUUCACGUUUGUGCAUAUUAUAUGUUGGAUUGUUGGAGUGGUUCUCAGGAAACGAAAUGUAUCGAAACCAGAGAAUAGUCUACUGCUAAUGAGUGCGAAACAAGCGGCUGAUAGGAUUCGCAAACGAGAGAUCAAAAGUAUCGAUCUGAUUGAAGCGUAUAUUGCUCGAAUUGAACAAGUGAACGGCAUUACCAAUUCGGUUGUGGAGAAUAAUUUCGACGAGGCACGUCAAAACGCACGAGAAGUGGACACGAUUCUGGAUAGUAUCGAUGAGAAGGGCGAAGCUUUCAAUGAAUUAAUGAAUGCUAAACCCCUUCUUGGAGUACCGUUCACAGUCAAAGACUGCAUUGAAGUGAAAGGCAUGCACUGUACCGCUGGACUGGUGAAUCGACGUGAUAUGGUCGCUUCCGAAGAUGCAGACGUGGUGGCGAGAACGGUUGGCGGAAGUUCGGGUGGUGAAGCGGCCCUGGUCGCGGCCGCCGGCUCAGUGAUUGGACUAGGAUCGGAUAUUGGCGGUUCCAUUCGAAUACCGAGUUAUUUCAAUGGGGUGUUCGGACUGAAGCCAAGCUCAGGUGUGGUAUCACUUGUUGGUCAUGUCAUCGAAACAACUGGACAUCCAGAGAAGAUGUUGCGUAUUGGACCGAUUUGUCGCUAUGCUGAAGAUUUACCAAUUAUUCUUAAGGUGAUAGUAUCGGACGAUAAAUUAGAAUCAUUGCAAUUGAACAAGUCGACAGAUUUGAAAACGUUACGUGUCUUCUACAUGAACGGCAUAUCGAAUUGUUUCGUGGAACCGCUCGGAUCUGAAUGCAGUAACGCUCUGAAACUGGCCGUGGAACAUUUCGAGCGUAAAUACGACAUAUGCGCAAUUCGAGUGGAUCUUCCGCUGGUGCAUAACGCUCUCGACUUUUAUUUCACAAGUAUGAACGUGCCCGGAGAGCCGGCAAUGGUACAUGAAAUGAGUGGAAUAAAAGUGAUUAUUUAA
Molecule: messenger RNA, 1026 nt
Organism: Anisakis simplex (herring worm)
Lineage: Eukaryota; Metazoa; Nematoda; Chromadorea; Rhabditida; Anisakidae
Source: the annotation of a GenBank genome assembly